Molecule: messenger RNA, 1721 nt
Organism: Beta vulgaris subsp. vulgaris (sugar beet)
Lineage: Eukaryota; Viridiplantae; Streptophyta; Magnoliopsida; Caryophyllales; Amaranthaceae
Product: codeine O-demethylase
Source: RefSeq, a predicted model, not a curated record
AUUACACAUUAACAUGCUAUGAUGCUAUUAUUGUUCAAUUAUUGUAGCUGUAUAAAUAUACACUAGUCCAUUACAUUUUUGGUGCAACCUAUACCCAAAACAUUGAUCUCUAAUUUCAGUAUAGGAAUAAGAAAAUGUUAGAAGAUACCAAAUUUUGCUUUCAUGAAGCUACCUUCUUAGACCAAGGUGGCUCAAAAAGAACCUUAAGAGUGCCUGUGGUCCAAGAACUAGCGCGCCAUGGCCUUGAAAACAUACCAAAAAUGUUUGUUAAUGCGUCCUUAGACACCCUAGACUCUAACCAAAUUCCUUGCUCACCGACGGAUUUUCCGUCGGUGAGCAUGGCUAAGCUACUAGCUGUGGAGGAGAGACAAAGUGAGCUAAGUAAGCUCGCGGCGGGGGCGAAAGAAUGGGGAAUGGUAUUGGUUAGAGAUCAUGGUGUACCAAUUUCUUUGUUGGGUGGUGUUCAGGAAGUGGUUAAAGGUUUUUUUGAUAUGUCAUUUGAGGAGAAGAAAAAGAGUGUUGGAACAUAUGGUAGUAUAGAUAAUAUGGGUUAUGGGAGGAAUUUUAUUAACCCAAAAAAUCAGCCAAUUGAUUGGAUUGAUCGUUUAACUAUGAAAGCAUCACCUAGAGGAUCAACUGAUGGGCUCAAUGUUUGGCCUCAAAAUCCAACAAAAUUCAGGGAAAUGUUUGAAAGCUACGUUGAGGAGGCCAAAAAAGUUUGUGAUGAGUUACUACAAGCACUUGCUGAAAGUUUAUCAUUAGAUAAAAACUCAUUUAUCCAAUAUUUUGAUCCCAACACAAGGGAAAUUAAUAUCAGGGUAAACUAUUAUCCCCCUUGUCCAGAGCCUAAUUUGACACUAAGUUUCAAUCCACAUACAGAUGCUAGUGCCCUUUCUCUACUUGUCCAAUUUGGCUCUUCUGGUACUCUCCAAGUUAUGCACAACAAUAAGUGGCUAACUGUUCCAUGGCCGCGCGACGCGUUGUUGGUAAAUGUGGGUGAUUUGCUAGAAAUAAUGAGCCAUGGAAGAGUUGAGAGUCCUUGGCAUAGAGUUGUGGCACAAGCUGAUGUAGAGAGGUACUCUGUGGCUACGUUCUUUAAUCCACCCUCGUCGAUAGAAAUUGAGCCUGUUAAGGGUGAUACUUUCAAAGGUAACGUGUAUAAAAAGGUUGGUGACUAUUUGAGACAUGUUUAUAAGAUUAGUCCAACUACAUCUAAAGAGGCUAUCAAAUUUGCCAUGUAUGAAACAUCUACCAAGGAUGUCUUGGCCUAGUGGUUAAGAUUGAGGUACUGUGAACGAUAGGUCACAGGUUCGAAUCCCCCUCCCCUUCUUUAAUUUGUACUUUGUACUGCCUUCGUGGCUCAUAUGGAUCAAAAAAAAAAAAAAGUUGCCAUGUAUGAUCGAUCUGAAAACUAAUUAUGAUUCAAAUUAGUUUUUGGUGAAAAUGUUGUAUAAGGAAAAUUAUUGAAUUCUCUUUAGUUUUUGCAGAGAGGACAUAUAAUCAGGACUGUACCGUUACUGCUAUCUUUAUUUAUGAACCUUUGAGAGUGAAAAUAAAAAAUUGUAUCCUUGAAAACCUACAAAAUAAGUGUAAGUUUCCUAGCUAGCUAGUAAUCUAGCUAGUAAUAAGUGUUGGUUUCCCAACUGCUAUGCUUCCCUUGUGAUUAGCAGAAAUUCAACUUGAUAUUAGUGAUGGUUUUUCAUGCAAAAAAGAAAUCACCA